Molecule: messenger RNA, 3619 nt
Organism: Spirodela intermedia
Lineage: Eukaryota; Viridiplantae; Streptophyta; Magnoliopsida; Alismatales; Araceae
Source: the annotation of a GenBank genome assembly
AUGGGCUCCUGGCUGCUCCUGCUCCUCUUCUUCCACUCCCUCCCUUUGACUUUGGCCGGUGGAAGUCAAACCGCCACGAUCACAGUCAACGCGUCCUCGACUGUGGCGGAGACUGAUGAUAAUUUCGUCUGUGCCACCCUUGAUUGGUGGCCUCCCGAGAAGUGCAACUACGACCAGUGCCCAUGGGGCAUGGCUUCUGUGUUUAACCUGGUAAGGUUUCCCCUCAUUCAUCGAACAGAGUAUGUCAAGCGCCAGAUUAAUGUCAGGCUCUCAUGCUUUCUGGUUGUUCUCAGGAUCUACAGAAUCCCCUCCUGGCGAAGGCCAUCCGAGGUAUGUUUAGGAUCAUACGUGGUGAUCCCAUAUUUUAACCAUUUAAUGAAAUUUAAAAUAUUUCAGUGCAUGGUGGGUUCGUGUGUAAAAAGAAAUUUUAAAUUUAAUGUUUUUAAAAUAUUUUGUAAUGCGGCAGAGAUAUUAUAGAAGACGUGGGAGGUGGUAGCAGUUGAAGCUUUCUUUCUGUAUGUUUUCUUAGGAUAAUUUUUUUUUAAAAAUUAUGAGAAGUAAUUAUGUGGCUGAUGGUUCAGAUCAGAAACAGGUUUCUGUUUGUAGAUUUCGUUUUGAUGUUUCAUACGCAUGCAAUUUCUAGAAUUUAUUUAUUUUAAAAUAAAAUUUUAGUAUCACAUACAGAGGACCUCGGAGAUGUAAACAAUUAAUGUUUUCUAAAAAAAAAAAUAUUCUCGAUAACAUUAUUAUAAUCAAAUUAUUAAUGCCUACUUGGACAAAUGUCCAGAUUAGGAACAGUUUCUAUUCAUAGAAACCUUUGAAUUCCUGGUGGGCUGUUUUCAUUCUAUCUGUGCGUGGUGCAGCCUUCAAUCCCUUGAGGAUAAGAAUCGGUGGCUCUCUGCAAGACCAGCUGGUUUAUGAGGAGCCAAGCAUGGGCUAUCCAUGCCGCCCAUUCGAGAAGCAGGCAGAUGGGAUGUUUGGGUUCUCCACAGGAUGUUUGAGCAGGGCGAAGUGGGACGAGCUCAACCUCCUAUUUAUGAACACUGGGUAUGUGUGAGAGCUAUCACAUAAAUGAUUUUAUUGUCGACAUGGAAACUAUUACAUCAUACGAAAAAUCAUGAGGAUUUUAUUAUCUGAAAAAUAAACAAAACUAGAUAGAUUUUUAGAAUUUGAAGAAAUCAGAUUCAACCCAGAUAGGAUAUAAUUAAUAAAUUUCCUGAGAGAUAAAUUAGCUAUGAGAAUGAGCAAAGGUGGAUAGAAUUUCAGAUGAAUGACUUUAUAGAUCUUUAUGGCUGACCUAUUUUACUAUUUUAAUGGAUACCUGAUAGAUUCAGAAGACUCCAUCGGCUUUUCUUCAUUUUCAAUAAAAAUAUGAGCCAUUUUUGUGGUUUAAACUGGGUCAAAGAACACUUGGCCAGCCAUGAAGAUUCAAUGAAUGAAAACUGAAUAUAAACUCUUAAAAUCGGGGUAUCAGAGAACUCUAGACUAAACCGGAAUGAAUUUUUUUUGAAAAUUUCCUGAAAAUCAGGUGUAGAAUAUGUGAUUUUCAAUAAAUAUCAGAUGAAUCAAAACCAUGUAACCAAACCAUCACGAAGUUGGUUUUCAUUUUUUGUCGAACCAUGAUCUGAAUGCUAUCAAAUAUUAAUUAUAAUAAGUUUUUAUUUCUGUAUUUUGGUCUCAACUCGCACUAUCUCCCUUCUUCUCUCUUGCUCAGAGUGAUUGUCACAUUUGGCCUAAAUGCACUGCAUGGGAGACACCAAACGCGCAGUGGUGUUUGGGCUGGUCCCUGGAACUCGAGCAAUGCCCGUGCCUUCAUGGAAUACACAGCUUCAAAGGGAUAUCCAGUCGACUCUUGGGAACUCGGUAGCCUCACUCAACCUUUCUUUUUUUUUUUUUCUCUAUUCAUGUACAAGGCCAUAUUUUCAUAUUAUAAUCUCUUUAAUUAUUUUUAUGAUGGUAAUUUUGGAAAUCUGGUAACCUCUACAUAGUAUCCUUUUUUUAUUUUUUAUUUUUUUCCUGUUCUUCUUCAAAGAGCAUAUUGUAUUAUAAUGAUUGAUUCCUUUCAUUUAUUUAUUAAAAUCUUGUUGUCAGAUGAUAGCCCAUUUUCACACAUUAUAAUUAUAUUAGGAAACGAGCUAUCUGGGUCUGGAGUUGGGGCGAGGGUCAACGCUGGCGUCUAUGGGAAGGACCUGAUCAAACUGAAAGGAACUGUGAAGGAAUUGUAUGAGGGGUGGUCUUCGCAGCCUCUAGUCUUGGCCCCAGGGGGAUUCUUUGAUCACCAAUGGUAUAUGGACCUUCUUCGUGCUUCAGGACCUGGAGUUGCUGAUGUCAUCACACAUCAUAUAUACAACCUGGGCGCAGGUUAGUAAUUUUAUCAAUUUUCAUAAUUUUAUGAGAAAAACCCGUUGACUUCACCCAGAAAUACUCAAUUUUUAUUCCUGUUAUAGCAAAUAUUGAAUUGCCUCUUUAAAGAAUCCUCGGUCUUUUUGUUCUUUCCAGGUAACGAUCCUCAGGUUAUUAAUAGGAUCCUGGAUCCCCAGUACCUGAGCCGGAUAACCUCCACAUUCCAAGAUCUCCGGACCCUGGUCCAGAAGGACGGGCCAUGGGCUUCCACCUGGAUCAGCGAGUCCGGUGGGGCCUACAACAGCGGCGGCCGUCUAAUCUCUGACACCUUCUUAGACAGCUUCUGGUCUGCGUCUCUCUCUCGUGUCAUUACUGCCUGCGCUUUUCUGGCAUUCUUGAAUCCCCACUGCCACUGUCUUUCUCAUGAUCCAGGUACUUAGACCAGAUGGGUAUGGCUGCCAAGCACAGUACCAGGUGCUAUUGCAGGCAGAGUUUGAUUGGCGGCAAUUAUGGGCUCCUUGACCUCAACACCUUCAUCCCAAACCCUGAUUAUUAUGGGUAAACCAGUCCCUCCCCAAAAAGUCCGCUUAAAAUUGAUGGAUUGCGCCAAUUAUGAUAUUAUUUGCAUCAAAAUGGCUUCUUCUCUUCUCCAGCGCCCUGUUGUGGCAUCGGCUGAUGGGGAGGGGCGUUCUAGAGGUCAACCUCACAGGCUCGCCCUUCCUGCGGGCCUAUGCCCACUGCACCAAGAACAGGGUUUGGCUUCUGGCUUCUCUUCCUCCUCCUCCUCCUCCCUUGGACUCUUGCAGGAAAAUGGUUAAUUUGCGUUGGAAUAUGUAUCAAGGUUGAUGGGUGACGGGGGGUUGACUUUUGAUUGGGUCUUCUGCAGGGGGGACUCUCCCUGCUCUUCAUCAACCUCAGCAACAGCACUGAUUUCAUCGUCGACGGCGACGGCCACCUGUUCUCCGGCGUUGUUAGGGACAGCGCUCUGAUGCACGGGCUCAAGAGCGCGGUGGCCUGGAUCGGGAGGGAGGCCUCGGAAGGUGGCGGCGCCGCCGCCGGCGGCUGCCGGGAGGAGUACCACCUCACCGGGAAGGAUGGCCGCCCCCGGAGCAAGACGGUGCUGCUGAACGGUGUCCCCCUGGAGCUCACCGCCGGCGGAGAUAUCCCCGCCAUGGAUCCUCUGCUGGUUCCUCGGCAGUCCCCAAUCCGGAUCAUGCCCCUCUCCGUUGCCUUCGUCGUCUUCCCCUACUUCCACGCCCCUCCCUGCUGCGCAUGA